UUUGUUUCCUCCACUCCACAAUAUACCUUAAAAUUAUUAAACCCACAAGGUGCAUUGCCAAAAUGGCUGGUGAAGUGCAGUAUUUUUCCAGAUCUCUGGCCAACCCAGAGGCUCUUAGUAAUAUAGAUCAAAGUGUUCAAAGGCGAACAGCCAACUACAAACCAAAUAUCUGGAAAUAUGAACUCUUACAAUCUCUUGCUAGCAAAUACACUGAAGAGAAAUACGAAAGGAAAGCCCAGAAGCUAAAGGACGAAUUGAAAGAGACGUUUGCGGAUGCAAGAGAUACAUUGUCCAAUCUAGAGCUCGUUGACUGCAUCUGGAAACUUGGUCUGGCCAAUCACUUCCAGGAAGAAAUCGCUAAUUUACUGAACACCAUAAGCUCUGGAACAAACCUCAGCACUUUCAUGGAAAAUGAUCUUUAUGCUACAGCCUUAUGCUUUAGAAUUCUCAGGCAACACGGGUUCGAAGCUUCUGAAGACAUGUUUCUGGGAUUCGUGAAUGAAGCCGGAAAAUUCAAGGCAAGCAUAGCUUCGAAUGUGGAAGCUUUGGUUGAGCUCUUUGAAGCAUCGAAUCUUGGCUCAGAAGGAGAGAACAUAUUAAAUGAGGCUAAGUUAUACUCUAUCAGAAGUCUCAAGCCAUAUUUUGCUGCAAGCUCUUGCAAUCAGGCUUUGAGUCUUCCGUUGCACUGGACAGCUGAAUGGUACAACAUCAAGAAACGUAUUUUAGCAUAUGAACAAGAGGAUAAAAUUAAUCCCAAAUUAGUGGAGUUGGCAAAGCUUAACUUCAACAUAGUUCAAGCAGCGCACCAGAAAGAUCUCAAGGAGAUAUCAAGAUGGUGGAUGGAGCUUGGAAUCACGGAAAAAUUGAGCUUUUCUAGGGACAGAAUGGUUGAAAGCUUUCUUUAUGCUGGGGGAGUAGCAUUUGAGCCUGAACAUGGAAGUCUGAGAAAAUGGCUGAGCAAAGUCAUUAAGUUGGUAUUAAUAAUUGAUGAUGUUUAUGACAUUUAUGGUUCCUUGGAGGAUUUAGAGUGCUUCACCAACGCUGUUGAUAGGUGGAUGCCUGAGGAAGUGAAGAAUUUACCCGAGUGCAUGAAGACUUGUUUCUGGACAUUGUACAACACCACAGAUGCAAUAGCAAUUGAAAUUCAGAAAGAAAAAGGUUGGAGCUCAGCGUCACCGCAUCUACAGAAAGCAUGGGCAGAUUUUUGCAAAUCCUUGCUCUUGGAAGCCAAGUGGGAUAACCAGGGUUACACACCAUCGCUAGAAGAAUACCUAGACAAUGCAUCCGUAUCCUCAUCUGGCCCUCUGCUUUCUCUUCAUGUAAUUUUCGGUGUCGAAAAUCAAACGGCCAAGGAUGUUAAGGAAAUUGUUGAAGAGAACAAGGAUAUCAUUGACUAUACCUCACUCAUAAUUCGUUUAUGCAAUGAUCAGGGGACAUCCACAGCGGAAUUAGAGAGAGGAGAUGCACCAUCAUCAAUUUUAUGUUACAUGCGACAAGAAAACGUCUCAGAAGAAGUUGCUAGGGAGCAUAUCAGAAGCAUAAUAUGGAGGACAUGGAGGAAAAUCAACAGCCGUUGCAUCAAAACCAGUACAUUUCUGCAAAAAACAGCCAAGUACAUAGUAAACGAAGCAAGAGUGGCGCAUUUCAUUUACCAACAUGGAGAUGGUUUUGGGGUUCAAGAUCGAGAGAAUAGGAAGCGGGUCCUCUCUAACUUGAUUGAACCUCUUGCGCUAGUUGACUGAGGAAAUUUCGUGUGCGCAUUUGAAGAUAUAGAGUAGUAGUUGUUUGGAAGCACUCCUAUACUUUGCCCUUGGUGUAUUUGGAGGGUAAUUAUCUAAUGCAGCAACUGUACCCAACAUAUCAUUCUACAAUAAGCUACAUUGCUGAAAAUGUUCUGGAAUUUAUGAGAAAAUAUAUGGAAAUUAGCAGUU
Molecule: messenger RNA, 1931 nt
Organism: Coffea eugenioides
Lineage: Eukaryota; Viridiplantae; Streptophyta; Magnoliopsida; Gentianales; Rubiaceae
Product: alpha-farnesene synthase-like
Exons: 7
Coding region: 63-1742 (559 amino acids)
Biological process (GO): diterpenoid biosynthetic process
Molecular function (GO): terpene synthase activity; magnesium ion binding
Source: RefSeq, a predicted model, not a curated record